Messenger RNA from Gadus chalcogrammus (walleye pollock), 3044 nucleotides. RefSeq names its product E3 ubiquitin-protein ligase CBL-like. Bases 456 to 3044 code for a protein of 862 amino acids. The transcript is spliced from 15 exons. Gene Ontology annotation, cellular component: plasma membrane; membrane raft. Gene Ontology annotation, biological process: cell surface receptor signaling pathway; negative regulation of epidermal growth factor-activated receptor activity. The record is from RefSeq and is a predicted model, not a curated record. Gene Ontology annotation, molecular function: phosphotyrosine residue binding; SH3 domain binding; ubiquitin protein ligase activity. NCBI's taxonomy places the organism in Eukaryota, Metazoa, Chordata, Actinopteri, Gadiformes, Gadidae.
UCGCCCAAUCUGGCAACACUGUUAGUGGAUGACAAGUCCAGAUAUCCACCGGAGAAGACCGGAGAAACGGCACGGCGAUAGACUCGCCCUUGUUAUCAAGGCUCCCAUCUCUUCCGUGUUGGCAGUCAUUGUAACACACCGGUCGUCAUUCAUGCGCUUAUGGAUCCGAAAAUAAACUGCUUCAAAAAGGGGUGGUCCUCCGUGGUGUAGAGGAGUCGAGAGAGCAUUUUAAAGGUUAGCUCGUUAGCCUAGCAUCCAUCGCAUCCAGCUGAACCGAUCCCUUCGUCGGCGAGCAGCUCGGUCGUCAGAGGACCUACAGGGUAUGGUCGGUCACAAUACACUGCUGAGAAUGUGCAGCAGAGUCCACCACUGCUCGGAGUGAAAUACGUGUCCAGAAUUAACAUUCGCUGACGAACCAGAAGCCCCGGGGCUGACCCCCGGUAGGCGACCGAAGCAUGGCCGGGAACCCUAGGAGGGGCGCGGGGCUGAUCGGGCUGAUGAAGGACGCCUUCCAGCCCCACCAGCAGCCGCUGCAGCCCCACCAGCCGCCCGUGGUCGACAAGAAAAUGGUCGAGAAAUGCUGGAAACUAAUGGACAAGGUGGUCCGCCUGUGCCAGAACCCCAAGGUUGCGUUGAAGAACAGCCCGCCGUACAUUUUGGACCUGCUGCCUGACACCUACCAGCACCUGCGCACCAUACUGUCGCGCUACGAGGGCAAGAUGGAGGUGCUCGGGGAGAAUGAGUAUUUCCGUGUGGUGAUUGAGAACUUGACCAACAAGAUCAAGCAGACCAUCAGCCUGUUCAAGGAAGCCAAGGAGAGGAUGUACGAGGAAAACUCUCAGCCAAGACGCAACCUGACCAAGCUGUCUCUGAUCUUCAGUCACAUGCUGGCCGAGCUGAAGGCCAUCUUCCCCAACGGCCUCUUCCAGGGCGACAACUUCCGCAUCACCAAAGCAGACGCUGCAGACUUCUGGAGACGCUCCUUUGGGGACAAGACCAUUGUGCCCUGGAGGACCUUCAGACAGGCCCUGCAUGAGUUCCAUCCCAUCAGCUCCGGGCUGGAAGCCAUGGCCCUCAAGUCCACCAUCGACCUCACCUUCAACGACUACAUCUCUGUGUUCGAGUUUGACAUCUUCACAAGGCUGUUCCAGCCAUGGGCAUCUCUAUUAAGGAACUGGAACAGUCUAGCUGUUACACACUCCGGCUACAUGGCCUUCCUUACCUACGAUGAAGUCAAGGCCAGACUGCAUCGCUUCAUCCACAAACCGGGCAGCUACAUCUUCAGGCUGAGCUGUACCCGUCUGGGCCAAUGGGCCAUCGGCUACGUGACGGCCGAUGGGAACAUCCUGCAGACCAUCCCCCACAACAAACCCCUCUUCCAGGCCCUCAUCGACGGCUACAGGGAGGGCUUCUACUUGUUCCCAGAUGGCCGAGCCCAGAACCCAGACCUCACUGGACUGUGCGAGCCCUCCCCACAGGACCACAUCAAAGUCACCCAGGAGCAGUACGAGCUCUACUGCGAGAUGGGCUCCACCUUCCAGCUGUGCAAGAUCUGCGCAGAGAACGACAAAGACGUGAAGAUUGAGCCAUGCAGCCACCUCAUGUGCACCUCCUGCCUCACUGCCUGGCAGGAGUCCGAAGGGCAGGGCUGCCCGUUCUGCCGCUGUGAGAUCAAGGGGACCGAGCCCAUCGUGGUGGACCCCUUCCGGCCAAAGCCCAACGGGGCCUCCUUCGCAGGCUUCCAGGGGCCCUGCAGGGCUGAGGGCAACGAAGAGGACGAGGACGACCGCCUGGAGGACCAGCACCUGGUCAUGAGCAGGCUGGCGUGCUCCAAGGUAGAGCGUCCGUCCUCCCCAGUGUCUCCACUCCCCCCUGUGCCCCCCCGACUGGAUCUCCUACAGCAGAGGCCCACCACUGUGGGGCCGAUGGGUCUGGGGGCGACCGCUAAGGUCCUGGCUCCUCACAGAGACAAGCCCCUCCCCCUGCCCCCAGCCCUGCGUGAGCUCCCCCCGCCUCCUCCCCCCGAGCGCCCCUCUCCGGCCCCCCCCUCGCAGGACGUCCGGCUCCAGCGGAGGCCGCUGCCCUCCACCCCGGACCAGCCCAGCUGGGCGGCCAACUACAUGGUCCCCCGGCCCGUAUCCAAGGCCCCGCUGGCCCCCGGCGCCCCGCCUCCUCCGCAGACCAACGGGGCCGAGGCCUCCAAGGCCCCCGCCGCCGCCGCCGCAGCCGCCACCAACAUCAUCUACUGCCAGGCCACCAGGCCCUUCCAGACGGCAGCGGCGGCGGCGGUCAGCGAGGACAUGGUAUCCCCCGAGGGGGAGGAGAACGAGUACAUGAGCCCCACCUCCCUACCGGCCUCUGGGGCCCCGUGGGUCAUACCAGGGGCCCUGGUCCCCCCUCCGCCCUCGGCUCAGGCGUCCCGCCACAACGACCUCGGCCCCAUGACGUGUGAAGACUUGGACGACCCCCAGGUGUAUGAGUCCAUGUGUAACAUCCAGGACCAGGUGGCCGAGGCGGCCGCACCGGCCCUCGACUCUGAGCGCCCCCGCCACUCCCCCGUGGCGCCCCAGGACAAGCCGGCGGAGGCGGAGGGUGUGUACGAGUACGACUACCCCCGGCCCAUGGCCCCGCCCGCCCCCGCCCGACGCACACUCUCGGACAUCUCCGGCAGCUCGCCGGCCUUCAGCAGCCUGAGCCUGGACCGUUCAGGGGCCCUGGACCGGCACGGGACCCUGGAGCCCUCCUUGUUCGCAGCGGGCUCGGACCUGGAGCGCCCCCCCAAGCCCCUCCCGCGCCGGGCCAACUCGGACCGCUGGGGGCGGCCCCUGAACCCAGAGGUGCCUCCGGGGUACAUGGCCCCCGCCACACCCUCUCCCCCCGCCGCCGCCGCCAUCAGCGGGGAGAUCGAGGGCCUGAUGUCCCAGGGCUACUCCUUCCAGGACAUCCAGAAGGCCCUGAUGAUCGCCCAGAACAACCUGGAGACCGCCAAGAACAUCCUGCGCGAGUUCGUCUCCGUGCCCUCGGCCGCGCACGUCGCCACGUAG